GGAACGCUGUUCGCCACCGGGGUUUUGCAGCCCCCGCCCAUCCCCGUGCGACCCGCCGGCAGCCGCCGCUCUGCCGCUCCCUCUCGCGGCGGCCGCUCCGAGCGCACCCAGCCCGCAGGAUCCGUCCCGGGGUCCCCUCUCCCCUCCCGGGGGGCAGGAUCCGUCCCGGGGUCCCCUCUCCCCUCCCGCGGGGCAGGAUCCGUCCCCGGGGCUGCUGCGGGGUGCGGGAGAGCGGGGGCUGCCCCGGGAGAGGCAGAGGGAGGAGCGGGGCGGCGGGGAUGCUCCAGCCCGGGGAGGUGAGCCGGUGUCUCUCCCGAGGUGAGAAGGGCACGGCGAGAAGAUGCUGAAGAGUGGUUUGGGGGCAGAGCAGCUCGGCGAGGGCUGGGCUGGGGACACCGCAUCUCUCUGCCGGCUCUUUCCCCCCAACCCUCCUCCUGCGGCUCGGUUUUGUCGGGGGGCAGGAGCUGCGGAAGCGUCGGGUGUCCUGGGAGGGGACAGGGUGGAGCCGCCAGAGGACUCCGCAGCCCCGGGGAGGGCCGGGCCGCUCCUCAGAGAAGGGCAGAGACGGAGCGGCACAGCCCGGGGGGUGAGCGCCGGCGGGGGAGAGCCCUAGCGGGGACACGGCUGCCGCUCGCAGGGGAUCUGCCACCCACCCUCUGUGCCACCAGGCUCUAUGUGGGACGGACCCGGCCAUGGAGAAGUUGUACUUCGCAGGGAGCAGUGUAUGGACGAUCAACAGCUCUCUGGGGAACGGGACCCUCCGCCUGGAGAACCAGACGUCUGGGAGGAACAGCACCGCAGACCCGCUGAAGAGGAAUGAGGACGUGGCCAAGGUGGAGGUGACCAUCCUCUGCCUCAUCCUGUUCCUCGCCCUGACUGGCAACCUGUGUGUGCUGCUGGCCAUCCACACCACUCGGCAGAAGCACUCUCGCAUGUACUUCUUCAUGAAGCACUUGAGCAUUGCUGACUUGGUCGUUGCCAUCUUCCAGGUGCUGCCCCAGCUCAUCUGGGACAUCACCUUCAGGUUUUAUGGGCCAGAUUUCCUUUGCCGGUUGAUCAAGUACUUGCAGGUAGUGGGGAUGUUUGCUUCCACCUACAUGCUCUUACUGAUGUCCCUGGACCGGUGCUUGGCCAUCUGUCAGCCGCUGAGGUCUCUGCAUAGGAGAGCCGACCGAGCCUCUGUCCUCAUCACCUGGCUGCUGUGCCUGCUGGUCAGCAUCCCUCAGAUCCACAUAUUUUCUCUGAGGGAUGUGGGGAAUGGGGUUUAUGACUGUUGGGCAGAUUUCAUCCAGCCCUGGGGACCUAAAGCCUAUGUCACUUGGAUAACCCUCAUGGUCUACAUCAUCCCUGUAUUGAUGCUGAGCAUCUGCUAUGGCUUAAUCAGCUUCAAAAUUUGGCAGAACGUGAAGCUUAAGACGGCUCACGGGCUCACUAUGGGUCUGAGCUCCAGCUCCUGCAGCGGCAUGGCGUUUGCCAGGGUCAGCAACACCAAGCUCAUCUCCAAAGCCAAGAUCCGGACAGUCAAAAUGACCUUCAUCAUAGUGUUAGCUUUCAUAGUGUGCUGGACUCCCUUUUUCUUUGUGCAGAUGUGGUCUGUGUGGGACAUGAAUGCUCCGCGGGAAGCCUCCCCCUUCAUCAUUGCCAUGCUCCUGGCCAGCCUCAACAGCUGCUGCAACCCCUGGAUCUACAUGCUGUACACAGGGCACCUCUUCCAUGACCUGAUGCGGCGCUUCCUCUGCUGCUCCACACGGUACCUGAAGUCACAGCCAGCAUGCGAACUGAGCGUCGGCAAGAAGAGCAACUCCUCCUCCUUCAUCCUCAGCUGCAAGAGCACGAGCCAGAGGAGCUUCAUGCAUCCAUCGAUGAUGUGACGGCAUCACUAGCCAGGACCUCAUGCUGCCACCGUACUGCCUCCAGCGCUUCCCUGUGAAAAGCUGAGAUUCGGACAAGCAAGGGAGUUUCUGUAUAAAUAAGUGUAUAUAUGUCUGUGCGUGUGUAAGCAUGUACAGUUGUCAUUAUUUAACCGAGGUGGGGGUAGGGGAGGACUUCUGUGGUCUGGUCCAAGUUUCAGUGCUGUCUGGGACUGAAUGCCAGGAACCUGCUUCUGAGCCCUCAACCCACUGACGUUGGGGACUUCAAGAUACCACUGGCAGGGGUAGGUUUUGCCCAGAAUGACCCUGCGCUGCUGGGACAGGUGCACAGGUGUCCCUGUUGGAUGCACGGGGUGAUCGGUGCCACCCUGGGCACGCAGGUGUCAGGCACUGGCCCCACCUCGUGCUGCAGCAGGAAUCGCUCAGUGCCCAGAUGGAGCAGGGCCAUGGGCACUGCGCUUCCAACAUGGGCACGCUCGCUUUGCUUGAAGAGGCAGCCCGAUCCCUGCAUCCCUGCUUGGUGCCAUCACUGUUUCCCUGAGUCCGUGGUGGUGGCACUAUAGGACAGAGCAGGGCAGUCCCGGGAGCGGGGCAGUCAGGAUAGGAUUGGGGACAAGCUUUGUGGGCAACAACAUGAACUCCAGGGUGUCCUUACUCCUCCCCAGCUCUGCUCUUUGUGCUGUGUGGGGCUGCACACAUGGGUCAGCAGGAGGCAGGGGAAUCGGCAUGACUGCAGGGUCAGGGGAUCUGUGCAAUAACACGUUUGCUGAGUGUGCUCAAAAGCUUCUCCAAAGGCAGGCGUGUAGGAUUAUAGCUGGACUCCGUGGGGUUUAAUGGAAAAACUCCUGCUGAGUUCUCCCAAGGCUAAGCUUUUGCUUUGGGUUUACUGCAGAUAGCGUUUAGUCUUUUACACCAAUGCAAUUUUCUUGCUCUGUAAUGCACAAGGUCAUGCUUAUGGCAUGGAUUUUUUUUAUUGUUAAGAAAUACCUGUAAAUAAAGUUUUCUGACUGUGUCUUGAUGGAAAGCGGGAAGGGAAGUGUAGAAGGAGCACUAGAUUUAAAAAAACCACAAAGGAAACUGAUGGGAAACAACGCUUAAACAUAAGACCCAAGUAUACUCAGUGUAAUGAUGCUUUUGUUUAUAAAGUACCACACCAAGCACUUAAGAUCUGUACACCACUGUGUUCCAUAGUAUGAAGCCAGCUGUGACACAGCCACACACAGCUGGAGUGAAGUGCAGCUCUGGCUGAAGGUGAUGGAAGAUUUCCCGUGAAUUUGGUGGCAGUGGGAUCCAGCGACUGCAGACGGAUGCUCCUGCCUUUGCUCAUGCAGCCUCCCAGAUCUGUGGCAAGCAAGGCAUGCAUGGAGCCGAAGGGUAAGGUCUUGGGAAUGAAUAUGAAAAAUGCAUUUAAAUGUGUACUUAAUUUUUUCACUGUCAUCAACAGGUACAUUUUCACAUUUCAUGUCCUGGCAUUCCUUUGAUUUUUUCCUAGCGGCUUCAAGUGAGCUCUUAGCACAUUUGUUGAAUACAAUCCAGCAGACUCUCACUCUCAGCGUAUUUUACCAGACUGGAUUAAAUCCUUAGGAUAGGAUAGGAUAUAGGAUUUUCAUUCUAUGUUCACCUUCUUUCUCCUUGAGAGCAAUUAGCUCCUUCACAAAAUAUGGAGAGUGUGUGGGUCUGUGCGUGUGUGUGUGUCCCAUUUUACCAUGAGCCUUGAGGUCUGGUACAUCCUCUGUCUGCCAGGAAGGAAACACAAUGUAGUGAUAGAUUUUACCAGGACUAAUGGACAGAGUAAGGAGGCAGCUUUGGGAGAGGCAGGACAUUGCCUUGCAAACCCUGGUUGCAAUUCCUAGCUGUGGUUAUGGGUGAGAGAGGCAGGGCCGUGCCCCUAUGCAUGGGGACACUGCAGCCAAGUGAUGCUGUAGCCCAAGACCAAGUUCCUGCGCUGUCCCCAGGCUGUGGCAAAACAGGGAUGGGGAGAGGAGCUCCAGGUUUGUUGCAGUGGAAGGGUAUUGAAUACACUGCCGAAGGCUCAAAAGCAAAAUAGAGGUGGUGAUACUGAGCAGGGUGUUCCAGGUGCAGGGAAUCC
Cuculus canorus (common cuckoo) is the source of this 3960-nucleotide messenger RNA. It is a transcript of the gene OXTR, whose product is annotated as oxytocin receptor. The record is from RefSeq and is a predicted model, not a curated record. The transcript has 2 exons. NCBI's taxonomy places the organism in Eukaryota, Metazoa, Chordata, Aves, Cuculiformes, Cuculidae. Gene Ontology annotation, biological process: positive regulation of vasoconstriction; regulation of systemic arterial blood pressure by vasopressin; maternal process involved in parturition. Gene Ontology annotation, cellular component: membrane. Gene Ontology annotation, molecular function: peptide binding; vasopressin receptor activity; oxytocin receptor activity. The coding region runs from base 693 to 1871 and encodes 392 amino acids.